This is a messenger RNA of Zasmidium cellare ATCC 36951, 756 nucleotides long. RefSeq lists its product as uncharacterized. The transcript is spliced from 2 exons. Bases 1 to 756 code for a protein of 251 amino acids. The record is from RefSeq and is a predicted model, not a curated record. NCBI's taxonomy places the organism in Eukaryota, Fungi, Ascomycota, Dothideomycetes, Mycosphaerellales, Mycosphaerellaceae.
AUGGCCAUCCGCGAAAAAGCAAGGGCGCUCUUCAAACCCAAAUCCAGCAAAUCCUCAGACAAAUCCUCCUCCCUCUCCAAAUCCUCCACGCAAGAGCGAUGGCCCUCCAACGUCUACAAGCCCGGCGAACCCAUGCCGCGGCCCAAGUACCGCAUGCCACCCAAGAAGGAACACAAGGAGAAACUCGAAGCCUUCUCCUUCGCCGAGGCGUGGCGGAGGAAAUCGUUCCAAUCGCAAUACUCGCCCAUGGGGACGCGAGCGCCGAGUCGGAUGGCGAGUCGGCGGAACAGCUGGCUGAGCAUGGGCCGGAAGAGUUUCAGCGGGAAGAGCGCGACGGACGUUGGGCGGAGCGCGACGGACGUUGGGCGGAGCGCGAGUGUCACGAGCGGGGAUACGGAGAAGAGCUCGGCGGUGCACAAGAGGGAACAUCAUGCGCUUCAUCCGCAUCAUUUGGGCGCGGCGAGGCAGACGGCUUUGUCGGGCGGGAAAGUCGCGGAGCAGGAGGGGGAUGACGAUGUUGCGAAUGUCGGCCUCUCAAGAGUCCACUCGCGAGACCACGCGCAUCCACCGAAAACCGCUGAAGCAUCACGACCGCAGAGUAGCGCAGGCGAGAAGCGAUCCGACACCCCACAAGAUCAGAUGAACAGCCUCUCCCAAUCCCACACGAUCACCGCCCACGACCACCAGCCAUUCACCGAGCACGAUCUCGCGCUGGCCCUGAAGAGGUCGCAUUUGGCCGUGCCCACGCAGGGCUGA